AUGUCACCUAUAACACGUAGUAUAACCAGUCUUCAACGGAUGUAUAAUCCAAAUUUUCCAACCCAUCGAGAUUUAGAUGCCGCCUAUAAUUUAUCGGUCCCUCGUAUAAAGGAAGAUGCCAAAAGGUGUUUAGAGAUGAUUUUGGAAUCCGAUGAAAUUCGAGAACUUUAUAAUCCCAUAUCAGAAGAAUAUUGGUUCGUGAAUAAUAUUGAUGCAUUGAAUCAAGUGGUUCUUCAUGAACAACUUUCCAAAAUGAUGGAUGGAAUUAGUACAGAUUAUGCAUUAUAUUCAGGAGGUGGUCGAAUAAUUCCUCAUCUAACCUCACGUGCUUACGAAGAAUGGCCAAGUAAAGGGUAUCAAAAAUUAUGGGGAAUGUUAACUCAAAGGAAUGUAAUAAAAUCAAAUAAACCUGAAAUGAUUAUAACACCUAAUGUUAAUGUAGGUGAAUGUUGGUGUUUUAAUGGUGAUCAAGGUCAAAUUGCCAUAAGAUUAUCUAGAAGUAUUAUAAUUACUCAUAUUACUUAUACUCAUAUUGGAAAAGAUGUUGCUAUUGAUCCAUUAAGUAAAUAUAAAUAUGAUUUAGAAGGAAAACCUACUCAAACAUUUAAUAUACUUGAAAAUCAUCGUAUAAGAGCUAUUAUGAUUAAAAUAUUAAAUAAUCAUGAAAAUCCUAAAUUCACUUGUUUAUAUAGAUUACAAGUUCAUGGUAAUUUACCUUUGUAA
Molecule: messenger RNA, 723 nt
Organism: Diversispora eburnea
Lineage: Eukaryota; Fungi; Glomeromycota; Glomeromycetes; Diversisporales; Diversisporaceae
Source: the annotation of a GenBank genome assembly